GGAAAAAUGUACGUACUUGUACGUAUAUAUAUGGAUGGAUGGUUGAGGUAUGAAUGAAUAAUACUUACUUUGUACUAGCGAGUAGCCUAGUAUGAUGGAGCUGAAAGUGGAAAGAUAUGAGGAGGAGGAGGUGAAGCCGGUUUCCCCAACCCCGGAAUCCUUGCGUACGUAUAAGCUCUGCCUUACUGAUCAACUUAGCAGCACUUUCUAUACGCCCGUCGUCUUCUUCUACGCCGCAAGCUCUCCCCUCCAUGACUACGACCGCCUCAAACUCUCACUCUCCAAGGCCCUCUCCCUCCUUUACCCUCUCGCCGGCAGGCAGAAGGACGAGUUCACCGUCCACUGCAACGACGAGGGCGCCCAAUUCAUCCGCGCAAACGUCACCAAUGCCGACCUCGCCCACCUCCUCCGCCACCCCAAGGUCCACCUCCUCCGCAAGCUCUUCCCGCGCGCUCCCUACCCAACCACUUUCGAUCCUUCCCAGCCCAUCCUAGCUGUUCAGGUGAACCGGUUCCUCUGCGGCGGGACGGCGGUGGCGAUAUGCCUCUGGCACGGUCUCGCCGAUGCCGCAGCCCUAGUCAGCCUCAUCCGGACCUGGGCGGGCUUCAACCGAGGAGAAGCGGCGGCCGCCACCCACGACAGCUUCGCGGUGGACCCCACUGCGAUUUUCCCUCCGAUAAAGUUCGACGUUCAAGCGGCGAUGUCCAGCUUCGCAGAGAUGAGGAGAAAGGCCCGUGGAAACUACAUCGGGAAGCGGCAUGUUUUCUCAAAGCAAGAGGUGGAGCGGAUAAAAGACGAGCUGGUUGUGAGCGGGAGGCGCCCGACUCGGGUGGAGGCGAUGUCGGCGUUCGUGUGGGCCGCCGUGAUCAGGGCAAACGUACUUGCGAACCCGAAGCUGAAGAUGCACAUUCUGACGAACGCGGUGGAGUUGAGAGGGAGGCUGGUCCCGCCGUUGCCUCCGACGUGCCUGGGAAACAUCAACCAGUUGACGGCGGCGAGGUGGGAGGCGGGGGCGGGAGUGACAGCUUUGUCGCUGAUGGGGAGGGUGCGAGAGUCGAUCAGGAGGAUGGAUGACGGGUACGUGAGGAGACUGCAUGAGGGCGGGGGGUACCUGAAAGCAGCAGAGAUUAUAGGGGAGAGGAUGGGAGAGGGCGAUGGGGAUGAGGUGCGGGUAUUGAGCAUGAGCAGCUGGUUCAAGUUUGAGUUCCUGGAGAUGGACUUUGGUUGGGGGAAGCCUCGGUGGCUGGGGCCGGGUCAUAGUUUGGGUGAUCUGGCUCUCUUACUGGACGCGGAAGAUGGGGGGAUUGAACUGUGGAUGGGGUUGCCCAAAGCUGUGGCGUUCCAUCUUCACCGCGACCCUGCCUUCGCUUCACAUGUCACCUUUACUCAAAUUGUUUGGGAACCGCCGCCCCUCCUACCAACUCGCCUCUAAAUUUAAUACGUACUCCCGCGCAUGCAUGCAUGCUUUAAUUUGUUUGCUACCUCCAAACUAUGUUCGGUUAAUAACAUACUCCUACUACGUACGCACGUACCUAUAAUAAAAAAAUGCAAGUAAUUAAUUUACUUGGUGGUGCCUACUGCCCAGCUAGCUUAUUAUGAGAUACUAUCCUCCGUAUCUCAUUAAUUGCAACAUUGGAAUAUAUACACUAUUCGUGUACUUUACUUUGACUACAUUUUAUUUAUUAAUGUAUGCGAAUUAUUUUUUUUGAAAAAUGUUGUUAAAUUCGUU
Molecule: messenger RNA, 1729 nt
Organism: Cuscuta europaea
Lineage: Eukaryota; Viridiplantae; Streptophyta; Magnoliopsida; Solanales; Convolvulaceae
Source: the annotation of a GenBank genome assembly